GCAAAACAGGAACUGGUGACCUGGAAGUUGAUGUCACAUAGAGGUCAACUUCGCUCUUCCUGCGGCUGAGCACUGUUGCUGAAAGUUCUGGGGGACCCGGUUUGCUACAGCCUGUCAUGUCUCGUGCUCGGCAGCCCCCUCUGGUCACAGGCAUCUCGCCGAAUGAGGGGACCUCAUGGACGAAAGUCACGAUCCGCGGGGAAAACUUGGGCACGGGGCCUGCUGACCUCUGUGGUCUUUCUAUCUGUGGCCAUAACUGUCUGUUGACUGCGGAAUGGAUGUCGGCCAGUAAGAUAGUCUGCCGAGUGGGACCCGCUAAGGAUGACAAGGGAGAGAUCAUUGUGACCACCAAGUCAGGGGGCAGAGGAACCUCUACUGUGUCCUUCAAGCUCCUCAAGCCCGAGAAAAUAGGGAUCCUGGACCAGUCUGCCGUAUGGGUUGAGGAAAUGAAUUACUACGACAUGCGCACCGACCGAAGCAAAGGGAUUUCUCCACUGUCCCUGCGGCCAGCCAACCCCCUCGGAAUUGACAUUGACAAGGGAAAAGUCCCGCAGAAGGAUUUGGAAAGCCUUUUUCCUGGAAUGAGUGGCGAUUUCACCAGUGAAAAUUUUUCUGCCACCUGGUAUCUUAUAGAAAACCAUUCUCUCACAAGCUUCGAUCAGCUCCGGGUUGCAGCUACGAACCUGCGGAAGCAGUCCAACAAGAAAAACGAAGGCAGCCUGGCGUAUGUGAAGGGUGGCCUCAGCACCUUCUUCGAGGCGCAGGAUGCCUUAGCAGCCAUUCAUCAGAAGCUGGAAGCUGACGGAACGGAGAAAGUGGAAGGAUCCAUGACGCAGAAGCUGGAAAACGUCCUGAACCGGGCCAGUGUUACAGCAGAUACACUUUUCCAGGAAGUCUUGGGACGUAAAGACAAAGCAGAUUCCACAAGGAACGCACUGAACGUGCUUCAGCGUUUUAAGUUUCUUUUUAAUCUGCCGCUGAACAUUGAAAGAAACAUCCAGAAGGGCGAUUAUGACGUUGUUAUCAAUGACUAUGAAAAGGCAAAGUCUCUCUUUGGGAACACAGAAGUGCACGUUUUCAAAAAAGUUUAUGCAGAGGUAGAAACGCGGAUCGAUGCUUUGAGGAAUCUUUUGCUGAAUAAAUUACUGGAGACCCCAUCUACUUUGUAUGACCAGAAAGGAUACAUAAGGUAUAUGCUUCGGAACAAGUGUUUUUGCGGUCAGGUCUGCACGCGCCCGGAGGCGUACUUACAGUGCGAUCCGGAACGCGUCUGCAGUCCGGCCGCUGGAAGAAGCGGCUCAGCGGAGCCCCAUGCCGUUUCCCUCUCGGGGCUUCGGAAUAACAGCAGCCGCCCUGCCCACGGGGCUCAGGAAGGGGCGGGGGCGGAGAGCAGCAGGUCCCCCUUCGCCGCCCGGGCCCGUGCCAAAGGAAAAAGGCCUCUUUGCAGCUGGCAGCAUUUUGAAGGCCCGACCACAUCCCCCACUACCAGACCCCAUCCCGAACAAAAAUAUUUACAAGGCACCGCAGGUGCAGGGGGGACCCACGGCGCUCUGCUGGACCUGGACCCCGAUGUGCGCCCCUCGCUGGUCAGCCGUCUGAGCCAGAGCGCAUCUCUGAAGCGAGACACCAGCUUCCAGUCCCCCCGUGACGAGUCUUGGUGUUUCAAGGGACCACACCAGGUGACGUUUGUUGAAAACCUGACUGAAGUUGUCUUCAAUCAGCUGCCUAACUUCUGGAAGCUCUGGAUUUCUUAUGUAAAUGGCAGCUUAUUCAGCGAGACUGGUGAAAAAUCUGGUCAGGUGGAGAAGUCAAAGAAAAACGCCAGACAGAGACAAAAUGAUUUCAAGAAAAUGAUUCAGGAAGUAAUGCAUUCUUUGGUGAAGCUGAUCCGUGGGGCACUGCUGUCCAACAGCCUGUCCGAGGUGGAGCUGAGGCACUACGGUGGCUGGGAAACCAAGUCAGAGCUCUCAGGCCAGUGGCUGACACAGGUCAUCCACACAGUCAGAAUGAGCUAUGAAGCCCUGGCAGCCCUGGAAAUUCCCAAUGACCUCUUGCAGGUGAUCCAGGACUUGAUUCUUGACCUUCGCGUGCACUGUCUGAUUGUGACGCUGCAGCAGACCUCAGAAGAUGUUAAACGUCUGGCAGAAAAAGAAGACUGGGUUGUGGAUAAUGAGGGAAUCACAUCUUUGCCGUCUCAGUUUGAGCAGUGCAUGAUUCAGACCCUGCAGUCUCUGAAGGAGUCCAUGGAUUGUAAACCAGGGGAAGUCAAUAUUUUUCAGCAGGAGAGAACCCAAGACAAAGCUGGCGAGCUCUGUGUUGGAAUAAUGAAGGUGUUUAUAAACUGCCUCGAACAGUUAAGUACCAAAACCGAUGGUGACAUAGACACAUCACACAUGCCAAUGGACGUUGCAUCACCUGAUCUGUUUGGCAGUAUUCAUGAAGACUUCAGCCCCUCUCCUGAGCAGAGACUACUGAUCAUUCUUAGCAACUGCCAAUACCUGGAAAAGCACACCUUUCUGAACCUGGCGGAGCAUUUUGAAAAGCAUGGCUUUCAAGGCACAGAGAAAAUAACCCGGGUCAGUGUUGAGUCAGUGAGGGGCCUGGACCAGAGGCUGUUUGAGUCCUACAUUGAAAUGAAAGCAGAUCCCAUUGUGGGUUCUUUGGAACCAGGGAUGUACGCAGGAUACUUUGACUGGAAAGACUGCCCCCCACCAGCAGGUGUAAGAAACUACCUGAAGGAAGCUUUAGUGAAUAUCAUCACUGUUCACGCAGAGGUGUUCACGGUUUCCAAAGAGCUGGUCCCGCGGGUGCUGUCCCGCAUCGUGGAGGCAGUGGCCGAGGAGAUGAGCCGUCUGAUGCAGUGUGUGUCCUCCUUCAGCAAGAAUGGGGCUCUGCAGGCACGGCUGGAAAUCUGUUCCCUGAAAGAUGCCAUAACGUACUACCUAACCCCAGACAGCAGCCGUAGCUUCAAGCAAGCUCUAGAAGUCUUACCCCAGCUGCACAGUGGAGCAGACAAAAAGUUACUGGAGGAACAGCUCAACAAGUUUAAGAGCAGCAUGUAUUUGCAGCUGACUUGCUUUCAACCUCCCUCUGUUCUCCCAGUAAAAACAUAGUUACUGUACCAUUGUGCCUCACGUACACAUUUCACUCCUGUGAUGCUGAAGAAAAUGUACAUCAAUCUGCUAUUAAACCAUAUGAUUUCUGUCAUUCUGCCAUUCAUUCACACCAAUUCAAAUUGGUGAACCUAACAAUUAUUCAGAUUUAAUCUCUUCAUUAGUAGUAGAAAUUAAAAAGUUCACAUAAAAGCUUUAUUUAGCACUGAAACAUACUGUAUGUGUGAUUAAGGUGUAGUUGUGGUGGCUUCAUAAGCAGCUGUUAAACUCUUCAGUUUUGAGUGAAAAAAGGUCUCCUUUAACUAUGCGUUUGCUUGAAAAUCAAUUGCAUGUUUAUGUCUUAGAGCUGCAAAAGCUGGCAGAUUUCACUAGUCCACAAGUUCACUAGAAGCCAGUAACCAACCGACCACUUUCCAUUAGAUGACAGUAAGCUCAUUUGUAUUUGUUCCCUACCCUCAAGAAGCUACUUGUGGUUUUUCUGAUAACUUAAAUAACAGUUUACAAUGGAAAAAUCUCAGUACAUCCAUAAACAAUCUCUUAAGUCUCCAGGGGAAAAAAAAACUUCUUGUAUUCAAUUUGGAAAAUAUCCAGAGGUGUUUUUUUAUUACUUUGUUUUUCACUUAAAGUAAGUAGGUUUUCAUCUUCAAGGUAAAAUGAGAGACAUUGCUACUCUGCAGCAGAUAAACCUGAAACCAUGGAAUGCAAUGAUAUUUCUGUACAUUCAUUUCCUCCCAGGAGACUUCUCAUACUGCUUGUGUUGUUACUAAGUACCGCUUAGUAAGUUGUUACUGUUACUAAGUUUUCAUCCUCCUCUACGAUCAUUUCAAAGUCCUGUGGAUCUUUACCUUUUCAUUUUUCAAUCGUAAUUUUAUGUUUAUCCUUUUUUGUGCAUCGGAAGAAUGACAACCAAACUGCAGCAAUUUAUAAUAAACAAUAUAGAUGACUGAA
Molecule: messenger RNA, 4061 nt
Organism: Lepisosteus oculatus (spotted gar)
Lineage: Eukaryota; Metazoa; Chordata; Actinopteri; Semionotiformes; Lepisosteidae
Source: RefSeq, a predicted model, not a curated record